AUGUCCACUCAAGUCAUUAGCCUGAGGAUGAUCCUUCUCAUGUGGUGCAUGCUGGUCUUCUUCUUUUCCACCAGUGAGGAGAUGGUUGUGGAUAAAACUGGCAGCAUGACAAGGUGGCAUUCCUAUCAGAUGGAAAAGGGACAAAAUGUCAUCCAAAACUUUAAAAGGCACUCAGAAGGGACCUUCACCAGUGACCUGACCGGCCAUCUUGACAAAAUAAAGGCAAAAGAUUUUGUGGAGUGGUUGCAGCACCAGGAGAGAAGAUCAUGGAAAACUCCUCCAAAUUGAGGCACACGCUUGAUUAUUUUAUUAUAAUUCAUUUAUUUAUUUGGCAGCUAUGACAUAUGUUUUGAAAUGUUAUAUUUUUUAUAUAUUUUGACAGUUAUUUGUUUUCAUUACUUUUGUUUUUUUUGAUGGAGUCGUUUUGAAAUAUUGUUUCUCAUACUCUCUGUACCAAAUGAAAUAAUCAGAGUUGCAAUAGUUAUUUGAUUGCACAAAUUGCAGAAAACUGCUCCAAAUGGA
Entelurus aequoreus (snake pipefish) is the source of this 522-nucleotide messenger RNA. RefSeq names its product exendin-3-like. The record is from RefSeq and is a predicted model, not a curated record. Gene Ontology annotation, molecular function: hormone activity; glucagon receptor binding. Gene Ontology annotation, cellular component: extracellular region. Lineage: Eukaryota; Metazoa; Chordata; Actinopteri; Syngnathiformes; Syngnathidae. Gene Ontology annotation, biological process: negative regulation of apoptotic process; adenylate cyclase-modulating G protein-coupled receptor signaling pathway; positive regulation of insulin secretion involved in cellular response to glucose stimulus. The coding region runs from base 1 to 288 and encodes 95 amino acids. The transcript has 4 exons.